Molecule: messenger RNA, 2086 nt
Organism: Amaranthus tricolor (Joseph's coat)
Lineage: Eukaryota; Viridiplantae; Streptophyta; Magnoliopsida; Caryophyllales; Amaranthaceae
Product: WAT1-related protein At3g02690, chloroplastic
Exons: 7
Coding region: 140-1378 (412 amino acids)
Cellular component (GO): membrane; chloroplast
Source: RefSeq, a predicted model, not a curated record
GGAAAAUGAUUUUCUCAUAGGUUCGUGGUUCGCUGCUGAUCACACACUGUUUCCUUUGCUCAAGGGAUAACCAAUGGCGGAUUGCAGAACCGUAGAAUUAAAGAAAUCACUAUACUAAAACCUUUGAGGAGCAAUACUCAUGGCUUCUACAACACCACUCUCUUCCACCAACUAUCAAUUCUUACACAACCCAUCUCCAUUCCCCAAUUUCAGAUCAUUUCCUCACUAUCCAAUUCCACUUCAAUCGAUAUCACGCAAGAAAAACCUACUAAAUCUCUCUAUUAUCCGAACAAAAAGUUCUACUUAUCAGAUAAACGUCAGAAGAACAAAUUCUAGUACAACUGAUGAUGUUUCAGAGCAAUUAUCUUCAUCACAAUCUGAAAUUGAAUGCAUAGGAACAGGUACAGAAGUCGAAUGCAUCGUUAAUGAUGAUUUAAAGAGAAAUGAAGUGGACGUAGAAAGUGGGUUUGGGUUAGUGGAGAAUUUGUGGGAAUGGGCUGUUUUGAUUUCACCAUUUUUCUUCUGGGGAACUGCAAUGGUGGCCAUGAAGGAGGUUUUGCCGAAAGUGGGCCCCUUUUUUGUUGCAUCUUUUCGGCUUAUUCCGGCUGGGUUGUUGUUGAUUGGGUUUGCUGGGGUUAAGGGUAGACCUUUGCCUUCUGGGUUUAAUGCUUGGAUUUCAAUUGCUAUCUUUGCUCUUGUGGAUGCUACCUGUUUUCAGGGAUUUCUCGCUGAAGGUUUGCUGCGAACAUCUGCAGGUCUGGGCAGUGUUAUCAUUGAUUCGCAGCCUCUUACAGUGGCUGUACUUGCAGCUUUUUUCUUCGGUGAGUCGAUUGGGUAUGUUGGGGCUGCAGGAUUGGUGCUUGGCGUUAUUGGGCUCUUACUACUUGAGCUACCUGUAGUUGCAACAGACGGGACUGAUUUUUCAUUAUGGGGUAGCGGUGAAUGGUGGAUGCUUUUGUCAGCACAAAGCAUGGCAAUUGGUACCGUCAUGGUGCGCUGGGUUUCCAAGUUUUCCGACCCAGUUAUGGCAACUGGAUGGCACAUGCUUCUUGGUGGCAUUCCUCUGUUAGCUUUAUCUAUACUUAACAAUGAUCCCGUAUUCACCGGGAAUCUUGACGAGCUUUCUGUUGGCGACCUUUCCGCGUUACUAUAUACAUCCAUAUUCGGGAGCGCUGUCAGCUAUGGUGUAUUCUUCUAUAAUGCCACAAGAGGCAGUCUGACGAAACUUAGCUCGCUCACAUUUCUGACGCCAAUGUUCGCUUCCAUUUUUGGGUUCUUUUACCUUGGCGAGAGCUUCUCAAAUGUGCAACUACUAGGGGCGUUCGUUACAUUGGUGGCUAUAUAUUUGGUUAAUUAUCGUCGCAGCACCACAGAAUGAAGCAGCUUACAAUGGGCUCCUCUCGAUGAAAAAUCAAAGCGGUAGAAUCAUGAUCGAACAAAAACUGUAAGUUGAAUGAAAGAAUCAUGCAGCUAGCUGAAUACACACGCAUGCAUACAUCAAACCAUAAGCACGAAAUAUGUCAAAAUUCGAACACAUCGGGCUCAAAAUAAAGUACAGAAUCGCUCGGAGACUCAGAUUGCAGGCAUAUAAAUAUAGUAUACUACUGGACUGAAAUCUCCGAACUAGAAUUGUUUAACCGAUUUACUGCUAGCAUAGUUUCAUUUGUACAUAAUUGAAGUUCUUUUUCGUAAUAUGUCGUCUUCAGUUCAUGUUAUUGUCAUCGUCUGAAGAGUUAGCAGUCUGCCAUUAGUGUGGAUCUCGUGUAUAUCGCCAUUCGUCAAGACGUGUAGAAGUUGCGACGAGUAUUGGAUAUGGAAGAUAAAACUAGAAGUAAUAUGAUGUACAUGAAUGCAAUUGGAAGGAUGUAACUAGCACUUUCAGUCGAAUUUAACAUCUCUUGGAUGUUUGAUCUGCCUGUCGUUUGAGAUUUUGUAUUGCUGAGAGUAAGAUUGUCUGUAUUCGACUCUCGUAAACCUCAUCCAAUAGGUGGAAGUUAUUUACUGGCAUUGGAGUGAAGUAAUGUAUGUAUCAUCAUCUAAUUCAAUAUCGGGUAUCUUUUAAAAAAUUGGGUGGACAAAUAUGAAA